ACAUCGUACUUUGAAAACUCAUUCUAGGAGAGCAGCGAUAGAGUCAUACUGCCGCGGCGGCGCAAGUCCAGUGGAAGUGUAGAAGCAGCUGUUGGUCGAAGGUUGAAUGGAAACCUAUAACGCAUUCGACGAUGAGUUCUCCGAUCAAAUUCCCUCUCUCCUCAACCCUCCUCCGCCUCUUCAAGUUCAGAAAUACUUUGACGAGCUUACAGAAACCAGGCAAUGUGAUGCCCUCAAAGUGAAGCCCAAUGGCGAGUAUGGAAAGGGAGUUUAUGCUGAAAAGAAUUUCAAAGAAGGAGACCUUGUUUUAAAAGACAAAAUGCUUGUUGGUGCCCAACAUUCUUCAAAUAAGAUUGACUGUCUUGUAUGUAGUUAUUGUUUCCGGUUUAUUGGCUCAAUUGAACUUCAAAUUGGAAGAAAACUUUAUUGGCGAGAUUUAGGUGUUUCCACAGAUGAAUGUGAAAGGAAAGAAUUUUCACAUAUACAAAGAGACUACUAUAACUCUGAUCCAUCUGAUGAAGAAGAUUAUUCUGAUGCAGAAGAUCGGAAGGACAUAGGUGGAUGUUCUUCCAGCAGUUCCAAAUCUAAAAUAAGCAUCCCUAAGGUUGUGAUUGAAUCAUUAAUGAAUGGUGACUUACGGUUACCUUAUUCAAAAGAGUUCCCCUUGCCCUCAAUUGUUUCAUGUCCCGGGGGAUGCAAAGAAGCCUAUUAUUGCAGCCCAUCAUGUGCCUAUGCUGAUUGGGAGGAGUUCCAUUCUUUGCUUUGUACUGGAAAGGGGUCAAAAGCAUUAAGCACGGAGGCACUUUUGAAAUUCAUACAACAUGCUAAUGAAACAAAUGAUAUUUUCCUCCCUGCUGCCAAGGUGAUUUCCUUUACCAUCUUGAGGUACAGGAAGUUCAAAGAAGAUUGGCUUUCUGGAAAAGGAAAAUAUGAUACUUCAGGCAAGUGUGAUUUUUCUUUUCUGUUGGAGGCUUGGAAGCCUGUAUCAAUGGGAUAUAAGAAAAGGUGGUGGGAUUGCAUUGCUUUGCCUGAUGAUGUUCACCAUAGUGAUGAAGCUGCAUUUAGACUGCAAAUAAAGGAGCUCGCUAACAAGUCUCUGCAGCUCCUGAAGGCAGCCAUCUUUGACCAAGAAUGCAAGCCAUUGUUCUCUCUUGAAAUUUAUGGCCAUAUUAUUGGAAUGUUUGAACUGAAUAACCUUGAUUUAGUUGUAGAGUCGCCAUUGGAGAAUUAUUUUCUUCACAUUGAUGAUCUUCCAAACUCUGAAAAGAGAGAAGCUGAGCAAAUAACACGGCCUCUUUUGGAUGCUCUUGGUGAUGACUAUUCAAUUUGCUGUCAAGGUACUGCAUUUUUCCCCUUACAGAGUUGCAUGAACCAUUCCUGUAAACCUAAUGCGAAAGCUUUCAAACGAGAAGAGGAUUUGGAUGGCCAGGCAACAAUAAUUGCUCUCCAACCGAUACAAAAGGGAGAAGAGAUCACUAUUUCAUAUGUAGACGAGGACCUUCCGGUUGAGGAGAGACAGGCAUCGCUUGCAGACUAUGGUUUCAGAUGUAAAUGCCCCAGAUGCCUUGAAGAAGAGCAAUUGAAGGCGUAAUUCUAGCUUUAUUUUAACUUUGAUAUGGAUCAAAUGCAACUAUAUCCCAAUUUUGUGUAGUCAGUUUAUUCACUCUUCGAUUUCUUGUUACUUCAUAUGAUGAUAGCAUUAGAACCAUAGUAAAACACAGCUUCUUAGAAUCUGAACCAAUUCUCUUUUCCAUUGUUUUAUGUUGAAGAUAAUAUGUCCUUGUAUAA
Molecule: messenger RNA, 1788 nt
Organism: Ipomoea nil (Japanese morning glory)
Lineage: Eukaryota; Viridiplantae; Streptophyta; Magnoliopsida; Solanales; Convolvulaceae
Product: histone-lysine N-methyltransferase ATXR2
Exons: 15
Coding region: 107-1591 (494 amino acids)
Molecular function (GO): methyltransferase activity; protein binding
Source: RefSeq, a predicted model, not a curated record